This is a messenger RNA of Tupaia belangeri chinensis (Chinese tree shrew), 929 nucleotides long. RefSeq names its product R-spondin 4 (gene RSPO4). NCBI's taxonomy places the organism in Eukaryota, Metazoa, Chordata, Mammalia, Scandentia, Tupaiidae. Bases 134 to 838 code for a protein of 234 amino acids. The transcript is spliced from 5 exons. The record is from RefSeq and is a predicted model, not a curated record.
CUCGGAUGCGCCCCGCGCGCCCAGAGCAGUCCCCGCCGCGCCGCCGCCGCGCCAUCGGGCCACCCAGGAAGCCCCUCGCGGUGCCGCCUGGGUGCCAGCAGCCCCGCACGCCUGCCCGGACCAGGCUGCCCAGAUGCGGGCGCCACUCUGCCUGCUGCUGCUCGUCGCCCACGCCGUGGACAUGCUCGCCCUGAACCGAAGGAAGAAGCAAGUGGGCACUGCCCUGGGGGGCAACUGCACGGGCUGCGUCAUUUGCUCAGAGGAGAACGGCUGCUCCACCUGCCAGCAGAGGCUCUUCCUGUUCAUCCACCGGGAAGGUAUCCGCCAGUACGGCAAGUGCGUGCACGACUGCCCCCCAGGCUACUUCGGCAUCCGCGGCCAGGAGGUCAACAGGUGCAAAAAAUGUGGGUCCACAUGCGAGAGCUGCUUCAGCCAGGACUUCUGCAUCCGGUGCAAGAGGCGGUUUUACCUGUUCAAGGGAAAGUGUCUGCACACCUGCCCGCAGGGCACGUUGGCCCACCAGAACACCCGGGAGUGCCAGGAGAAGUGUGAAGUGGGUGCGUGGGGCAGCUGGAGUCCCUGCACACACAACGGGAAGACCUGCGGCUCAGCCUGGGGGCUGGAGACGCGGGUGCGCGAGGCCGGCCAGGCUGGGCGGGAGGAGGCAGCAACCUGCCAGGUGCUGUCCGAGUCCAGGAAGUGUCCCAUCCAGAGGCCCUGCCCAGGAGAGAGAAACCCCAGUCAGAAGAAGGGCCGCAGAGACCGGCGCCCACGCAAGGAAAAGAAGCUGGACCGCAGGCCGGACACGCGGCUGCCCAAGCCGGGCCCGCAGCCCUGACCACGCUCCAGGCCGCUCGGUCCCUGCCCCUUGCCUUCUUGUCCCUGCUUCUCCUUUCCCUCCUCCUUUUUCUCCCACCUCCUCCUCUUCU